Messenger RNA from Pseudopipra pipra, 4537 nucleotides. It is a transcript of the gene TRMT10A, whose product is annotated as tRNA methyltransferase 10A. Bases 198 to 1151 code for a protein of 317 amino acids. Gene Ontology annotation, molecular function: tRNA binding; methyltransferase activity. Gene Ontology annotation, cellular component: cytosol; nucleus; nucleoplasm. Lineage: Eukaryota; Metazoa; Chordata; Aves; Passeriformes; Pipridae. The transcript has 8 exons. The record is from RefSeq and is a predicted model, not a curated record. Gene Ontology annotation, biological process: tRNA N1-guanine methylation.
GGGGAAGUCGGAGUGUGCCAGCGGACACGCCGCUGGUUCUCUGGUGCUUUGUGUGUCUCCUGGCUCUGCUGUCCCUGCAAGAGCCGGAGGGUUGCUGUUUUCUGCCGGAUGUAGAGAAUUGGUGAGCAGAAAGCUUUCUUUUAGUGAAAUAUUUAGCUCAUGCUGAGAAACAAGUCAGAAAACCCGGCCAAAAGCUAAUGUCAUCCGAAACGCCAACAGACAGUCCAGAGGUGCCAAUGGAAAAUACCCUUUUCUCCGAAGUUCCUGAUGUGGAAGGAAAGGUGAAGUCAAAUGACAGUCCCGUAGAGAGACAGGAGGCAGGCUUAGAAAAGGAAGAGUGCUCUGAGCCCAUGUCCAAAAGACAAAGGAAGAAGUUAUUGAAGCAGAAACAGUGGGAGGAACAAAAAGAUCUACGGAGGCAGAAACGAAAAGAAAAACGCCAGAAGAGAAAACUAGAACGUCAGUCAAAAUUGGAUUCCAGUAACGAAGGGAAUGACAGAAAGUGCAUGCGCAGGGAAGUUGUUCCUAGCACACUUCGCCUCAUUGUGGACUGCAGCUUUGAUGACCUGAUGGUGUUAAAGGAUGUUAAGAAGCUUCACAAACAGAUUCAGAGAUGUUAUGCAGAAAACCGCAAGGCAUUUCAUCCUGUGCAGUUUUACUUGACCAGCCAUGGUGGACAGCUGAAGAGCAACAUGAAUGAAAAUGACAAAGGAUGGGUGAACUGGAAGGACAUCCAAAUUAGAACAGAGCACUACAGUGAGCUAAUAAAGAAAGAAGACCUAGUAUAUCUUACCUCAGAUUCCCCAGAUGUUCUCGAAGAGCUUGAUGAGAAGAAAGCCUAUGUGAUUGGAGGACUGGUGGAUCACAAUCACCACAAGGGAAUAACUUACAAAAAAGCUGUAGAGCAAGGCAUUGGUCAUGCGCAGCUCCCACUCAGAAACUUUGUCAAGAUGAACAGUCGGAAAGUGUUAGCUGUCAAUCAUGUGUUUGAGAUCAUCCUUGCCUACCUGGAGAAGAGAGACUGGAAGGAGGCCUUUUUCAGUGUCCUGCCACAGAGGAAAGGGGCUGUUCCUCUGGGAGAAGCCAAUGAUUCAUCCAAACAUGCUCUGUCUGGAAAAGAAGAUGAAGACAAUGACUCGGACAGUGACUAGGCUUUAGAAGGAGAUGAUGGGAAAGAUGCAACACACAAUUCAUGGGAUAAAUCUGGGACGUGAAGUGGUUACACUCCAAAGACCAUCUGCUGUCUUUGUAAUACUGAAUUGUCUCAGUGCUGGGUAGUUCCACAGUUUGCCUAAAGCUGUUUGUGUACAUGAAGGGUAAAGUUAAAUGCAGUUUUUUACCCUGAAACUUCAAUAUUAUUAGCUUUCAGAAAAAAAAGAAAUGAAUGGCAAAUGUAGCAUUUAUUUUUCCCAAGGGAGCUGUUUAAUUUAAUUUUUUAAUAUUACUUUUUUAUACAUACAAAUUUGGGUGUAAUAGCCAAGAGCAUUAGUAGUUACUAUUUUAAUGUAUGCAUUCUUCUCCAUUUCUACUCUAAAUUUUCUUAAAAGCAAUUAAUGACAAGUGUUCCUGUGACUCCAAAACCUGCACCACUAGUGCCUGUUGCAAAGUGUGCAUGAACACUCCAAACAAACAAACAAACAUUGUAAUUUUCCUGAACUUCUCAACACACAGUUGCAAUCAACUGAACUGCCCAGUUUGUAUAUUGUGUUUAGUUAGGUGGGGUCAAUAGAUGAAAUAUGAGUGUGGGGUUAAGGCAGUGCUUACACUUGAGCUUGAGUGGGAUGGGUGUCAGCACAGGUGCAAAUCAGGUGCCUUGGUUGGCACAUUGUGCAUGUUGAAUUGAGGCAACACCGUGACUUUUAAUUAUUUCUUCAUCUCCUUAGCCAAAUUUAUCACACAGCCUCAGAACAAUCCUAGGAUACAGGAACUCUUCCUUACAAGUCACUUACUCAGAUUCAGUAUUCCUGUUUAGUCACAUGAUCCUGUUUGUAAUGUAGUGUCUGUCAAAUAUUUUGCUUUAAAAAAAGAAGUCAUAAUCUUAGUCUUGGCUGGAUGUUCUGAUUCAGCUUAUUUCUAACUAACUGAAGUGCUUCUGCAAAGUAGUGAAGCGGACCCCUUGGAAUUGAGGCUUCACUUCAGCCCCAUGAGCCUGCCCCAUCCCUUUUUUCUCCAGGGACUAGCCAAGUAGCUGCAGUGCCUGAAUAAGUACAGCUUUCACACCGGUUGGCUGAAGAGCGUGAGGACAUGGCAUCCUAACUGGUCUGGUAUGUUGCUCACUGGUGCCUCAGCCCGUAGUUGGUGUUGAUGCUGUUUACCUGUUCUCUGUCUGUGCUAACCUAAUCAGGUCCUAUGAGGCUGAAGUUCAUGCCUCUUUUCACACACUGGAUGCUGUCCAUGGGAUGUGUUCCCUGGUGAGAUGGAGCAGUAGAUGAGUAGAGUGGGAUUUCGAUUGGCACAGCCCUCUGACUACCACUGCCAUCCGCAACCUUCCACAUCCUACAGUUUUUCAGCUGUCUAGAAAAGGCUGUUCUUGGCAGACCUGGACUCACACUGAAGAAGUUUCUAACCCUUUCCUAAAUGCUGUAGGUGCUCAACUGUUCACUGGUGGAAUCAGCAGCAUUAGACACGACCAUACUACAGUGGUGAUUUGCUUUCAGUCAGCAGGCUGCAGCUGUGCAGAAGUCCUCUGUGGAGAAGCGAUGGCUCAAGAAGCCCUAAAGCCUCAUUCUUGCAAUAACUUCAGUAUAAAGUUACUGAUGAGAACAGUUGAAUUGGUUGUAGCACAUGAAAAUCAGCCCAGCAUCAGAUCAAGUUUAUUCCUCAUUUGCAAUCUCCAGACCUGGCCAUAUUGUUCUCAGUAUUUUCAAGAUGGACACACUUGCAUAUUUUAGGCAUGGCCAACUAAUGCAUACACAGUAAACAGAGACAAAUCACUAUACUGUUUUAUAGUAGGAAAAGACAAGGAAUUAGUUUCUGAUAACAGGAAUAAAUAUUUACAUGGAGUGCUCUCAGGCAUCUCUUAAAGAAACGUUCUUCUUUGAACCAGCUUCAGCUGCACAAAGUUAACAAAAGUGUAGAAAAACAUGCAGGGAAGUUCUCUGCUUCACUGUGCUCUCCUCAAGGAAGAUCAGCUCUGACAUGCUUGUCUAACCAGGCCUCUCAGACCUCCGAGGUGAUGGUGCCACACCAUCUCCAAGCAAUUUUUGCUCUCUGUGCCCAGAGAAAUUUUUUUUUUGAAGUGUAAUUUGAAUCUGCCUUGUUUCAGUUUAGGUAGAUUUGUUCCCUGGCCAUGAUGGAGUUGAGGAAUAGGACAUGACAAAAGAAGCUGCACAGAAGCUCUAGAAGAACAUGAUCCCUGUGUUUUGCCACCAGGUGUCAUUGCUGUGCUUAGGAAAGCUCUGAUUUUCAUCACUAAGCUUUGUGAAGUUCGGGUAUUGCCUGAACUAUUGCUUAACAAUCCUGAGCAGCUUCUGAACAGCAGAAUACAGCCAGAGAUCUUUAUACCUGUCUAAUGAAACAUUAGAAAGGCAAUAAAGAAGGUAUGGUUCAAUGAAUCUGAAAAGAAAAUGUCGGAAAAUAGGAAAGGGAUAUGGCAGAAAGUCAAGCCUUCAGGCACAAACGGGCAAACUUUCUUUUAGUGGCAUGCAGUGGGGAGGCCACAAGAAGAUGCCAUAAGAAAGCCUGUUGUCUUGUUCCCUCCCACUGAGCCUCAACGCCCCUGGUUAUGGGUGGGAUAUGACAGAGAGAACAGAUUUCUGAAGUCAUGCAGCAUUCAUUCCUUUUCCUGGAUUCAGGUCAGUUUGUCUGUGAUUUGGUUUCCACAUGUCCCAUGUCGUAAGUGCUUGUUGACUCCUGGCUUGCUUAUGGAGCAGAAGUGUUUGAUUGUAGACACGACUCUGCAGGAGGGCACCUGAAUUUUUUGAGUGGGAAAAAGCCUCUCUGAAUGCCCCCAUCUUAGAGGUUUUGGUCAAGAAGUUGACCACUGAUGGUGUUUUUUUGCAGUGCAAGCUGGCAUACUGCACAGGGGUGCAGCUGCUGAGGGGAUCCACAGUGACCAGUUAUUCUGAAAAACCACAUCACCACCUGGGCUCAGGGCAGCUGCAGGAGUGCAGGAGUGGCAUUCCUAAAGUCCUUAGAGCUUGAGGAAAAGGUCAGGGACAUUUGAAGAGUUCCAGUGUUUCUUUGACUUAAACAGAACUUUAGAUUGCUUGGGCUGUGUUGUAGAUCCCACUGAAGAUCAUGGGUUCACCACACAGUUAUCGGUGCUGGUUCAUAUUAUGGUAAAGUAUCCAUUUACUCUGCAGGAGGUUUUAAAAUAAGGUUUGAGUAAGCCCAUAUUCUUCUUGUCAUAAGUUACUCUGAAAAGCAGAGAUGGAGUUCCAUGUGACUUCCAAAUCUAAAGCUGAAUUAUCUUUGGCCCAUCUUUGAAAUGUGUAGCUUAAUUGUCCCUCCAAGAAGGUGGCUGUGUUAGCUGGGACAACAGCAUCUACUACUGACAAUCCUAAAGCCAAAUAAUAAAAUGUUUGAUUCAUAUUCA